ACCAGGAAGCCCCCUGCCCAAAGGAUGUGGCUGCCACGAGUCUCCAACACGGCCGUGACCGCUCUCCUGCUGGCGCAGACAGGCCUCCUGCUCUUCCUGGUCUCCCGGCCAGGAUGGCCCGGGCCGCCUUCCCCACCUGACGGCAAGGAGCGUGUACACGUGUUGGUAUUGUCCUCCUGGCGCUCGGGUUCCUCCUUAGUGGGCCAGCUCUUUAGCCAGCACCCCGACGUCUUCUACCUGAUGGAGCCCGCAUGGCACGUGUGGACUGCCCUCUCUCAGGGCAGCGCGCCAGCGCUGCACAUGGCUGUGCGUGACCUGGUGCGGUCAGUGUUCCUGUGCGACAUGGCCGUGUUCGACGCCUACCUGCCAUGGCGCCGCAACCUAUCAGACCUCUUCCAGUGGGCGGUGAGCCGGGCGUUGUGCUCGCCGCCAGCCUGCAGCGCUUUCCCUCGCGGUGCCAUCAGCAGCGAGACGGUGUGUAAGCCGCUGUGCGCACGGCGGCCCUUCACCGUGGCUGAGGAGGCCUGCCGUUCCUACAGUCACGUGGUGCUCAAGGAGGUGCGGUUUUUCAACCUGCAGGUGCUCUACCCGUUGCUCAACGACCCUGCACUCAACCUGCGCAUUGUGCAUCUGGUGCGCGACCCCAGGGCCGUGGUGCGCUCGCGUGAGCAGACGGCCAAGGCACUGGCGCGCGACAACGGCAUCGUGCUGGGUACCAAUGGCACAUGGGUGGAGGCCGACCCGGGCCUGCGUGUGGUGCGCGAGGUGUGCCGCAGUCACGUGCGCAUCGCUGAGGCAGCCAUGCAAAAGCCGCUGCCCUUCCUACGAGGCCGCUACCGCCUGGUGCGCUUUGAGGACCUGGCGCGGGCGCCGCUGCCGGAAAUUCGCGCGCUCUAUGCCUUCGCCGGUCUGCGCCUCACGCCGCAGCUCGAGGCCUGGAUCCACAACAUCACGCACGGGGCUGGACCUGGCGUGCGCCGCGAGGCCUUCAAGACCACUUCCAGGGACGCGCUCAACGUCUCCCAGGCCUGGCGCCACGCCCUGCCCUUCGCUAAGAUCCACCGCGUGCAGGAGCUGUGUGCUGGUGCGCUGCAGCUGCUGGGCUACCGGCCCCUGUUAUCCGAGGAAGAGCAGCGCGACCUCUCCCUGGACCUGGUGCUGCCGCGCGGCCCAAGCAGCUUCAGCUGGGCGUCGUCCACCGCCGCGCACUCCAUGCCUUAG
Trichechus manatus latirostris (Florida manatee) is the source of this 1221-nucleotide messenger RNA. Its product is annotated as carbohydrate sulfotransferase 6. The transcript is spliced from 2 exons. Bases 25 to 1221 code for a protein of 398 amino acids. Gene Ontology annotation, cellular component: Golgi membrane; trans-Golgi network. The record is from RefSeq and is a predicted model, not a curated record. Gene Ontology annotation, molecular function: N-acetylglucosamine 6-O-sulfotransferase activity. Gene Ontology annotation, biological process: keratan sulfate proteoglycan biosynthetic process; carbohydrate metabolic process; N-acetylglucosamine metabolic process. NCBI's taxonomy places the organism in Eukaryota, Metazoa, Chordata, Mammalia, Sirenia, Trichechidae.